This is a messenger RNA of Drosophila ficusphila, 1536 nucleotides long. RefSeq names its product spermine oxidase-like. The coding region runs from base 33 to 1475 and encodes 480 amino acids. The record is from RefSeq and is a predicted model, not a curated record. The transcript has a single exon. Gene Ontology annotation, molecular function: polyamine oxidase activity. Lineage: Eukaryota; Metazoa; Arthropoda; Insecta; Diptera; Drosophilidae.
UUUAGCAAGCUUAGCGGAACACAAACCAAAUCAUGAGUACCUGUGUAGAAGAAACGGCUUUCUCGAAAACGAAGGAGACCACCAGGAUUGUAAUUAUCGGAGCAGGUGCAUCUGGAAUUGCGGCUGCCACUAAGCUUUUGGAGCAAGGAUUCAAGAAUGUGCAGCUUUUCGAGGCAGAGGAUCGGAUCGGAGGUCGCAUAAACACGGUUACCUUUGGGAAUAGUUUUGUUGAUCUGGGAGCUCAGUGGUGUCACGGGGAAGAGGGCAAUGUGGUCUACGAAAAGGUUAAGGACCUGGAUGUCCUCGACAGGCCUGGUGAAUAUACCAUUUACUUUGUGCGUUCGAACAAGGAAAUCCUCUCCAACGAACAGACCAACGUUUUCAAGGAAUUCAUGGGUAAAUUCGAUGUAAAUCCAGAUUGUGAGGGAUCCGUUGGCGACGCCUUAACCGAAAGCUAUUGGAAAGAGAUGAACACUCAGUCGAUUUUAAAUGACAAAUCCAUUAUAAAGGAGGCUCUCGAUUUCUUGAAAAGGCGCAUUUGCAGUGAGAAUGCCUGCGAUAGUGUGUCUGAACUUUCGCCUCGGAACUACUUGAACUUUCAGGAGUCUGGUGGCGAUCAAAAUCUCAGCUGGCGGCAGAAGGGCUACAAGAAGUUCCUAAGUGUACUACUAAAAUCUAACGAGGAUCAACCCGGUGACCAUGGAAUCCUUAAAGGAAAGGUACACUUAAACAGAAGAAUUGCCGAGAUCAAUUGGUCGGGAAACGGUGAAAUAACACUGCGCUGCUGGAAUGGUCAAAUAUUCUCCGCUGAUCACGUAAUCUGUACUGUCUCCCUGGGAGUUCUCAAGGAGAAGCAUCCAAAGCUCUUUGUCCCAGCUCUUCCAGCUGACAAAGUUAGCUCCAUUAAAGGUCUAAAGCUUGGUACCGUGAACAAGUUCUUCCUGGAGUUCGAAGUGCAGCCACUGCCAGAGAAAAUGAUGGGCAUUGCUUGCCUUUGGUUGGAAGAAGACCUCAAGGAGUUGCGAGGUAGCAAAUUCUUUUGGUUGGAGAGCAUCUGCGGAUUUCAUCGAGUGGAUCGUCAACCACUGUUACUGGAGGGCUGGAUCAUUGGAGCCCACGCCCGCUACAUCGAAACCCUCAGCGAGGAAAAGGUCCUCGAAGGUCUCUUGUGGCUCUUCAGGAAGUUCCUUAGCUUCAGCGUUCCCUAUCCGAAAAGCUUCUUGCGGUCCCAGUGGCACUCCAAUCCGAACUUCCGGGGCAGCUACAGUUGCUACCCCACCUAUGCAGAUGAACUUCGCACGGGACGCACGGACUUGGGGUCACCACUGGUUGAUGUCUCGGGAAGACCAAGGGUUCAGUUCGCCGGAGAAGCCAAGAGUCGAACCCACUUCUCCACGGUUCAUGGAGCUACCGAAACAGGGUGGCGCGAGGCAGAUCGUCUUAAUGAAUUCUACAAAGGGCGAGCUGAAAACUAACAUAAGAGGCAGAAAGCACUUAACGCUCAAAACCCACAAAAGAAAAUUGCUUUAACAUUAA